AUGGGUGCUACACCUUCUGGUCAAGUGGAACCAAUCUAUAAUCUUUCUCAAAAGCACCAACCUUCGGAGUUUAAUGGUUCAAAUGAUCUGACGGUGACAGAGGAGUGGUUGGAGGCUGUCGAAUGGGCAAUGGCCUUGUUUCCCAUGAGUGACCAGGAAAAAGUUUGCCAUGCUUCUUAUUUGUUGAGAGGAGAUGCCCGGGUAUGGUGGAAGCUAAUAGAGCAUACACAUGUGACCAGUGCCCUUUCUUGGAAUGAAUUCAAAAGGCUAUUUGAAGUAGAAUACCGGUUGGCGGACAUGUUAUCCGUAAAGACUCAAGAGUUCACAGAAUUGAAGCAGGGUAAUAUGACUGUUAGAGAGUAUGCUACAAUGUUCAACUCCCUAGCCCGUUUUGCUCCUACUAUGGUGAGUACUCAACAGUGCCGGUUAGAGAGAUUUGUUAAUGGGUUGCACCCAAAAGUUGCCCAGAUUGUUAUAGCAGGUGGUCAGCCUCCCCAAACUUAUAGUGAGGCCCUGGAACAAGCAUUGAGAGUAGAGAUUUAUAUGAAUAAGGAGAAGUGGAUGGAGAACCCCAAGUUGGUGAUUAGUAGUUCUAGUUCGGGCCAGACAAUAGUUCAAAAAGUUGAAGUCGUGAAUUCCGCUCAAGCUUCGGAGGACAAAGGUAAAAGAAAGUUUCAACAAAGAUUUCAAAAGAAGGGCGGCAAGAAUAAGAGGACUCCACAGCAACAACAGAGAAAGAAUAAUCUUCCCUACUGUCAAAAAUGUGGGAGGCAGCAUAAAGGGGAUUGUCUAUUGGGGACCAAUGUGUGUUUCAAAUGUAAACAACCGGGACAUAUGGCGAAGGAUUGUAAAGUUACUCAAGCUACUUCCCUUCAGACUGUUGAAGGUUCGACUACCAGAGUUUACUCAGUGGCUCAGAAAGAAGCUGAAGCCAAUCCAUCUGUAGUUAUUGGUCAGUUACAGUUCCACUCUACCUCUUUAUAUGUACUGAUUGAUUCUGGGGCUACCCAUUCUUUUAUCUUAUAUGGUAUUAUAAAAAGAUUAGGUUUAGAGCCUUGUAAAGUGGAACAUGCUGUUAAAAUUGAGAUGCCUAAAAGGGAGAAUUAUGUUGUUAAUAAGUUGUUAAUGGGGGAAACUAUAGUGAUUGAUAGGCAUGAGUUGAAUGUUGAUUUGACUGUUUUUGAUAUGCCUAAUUUUGAUAUGAUUUUGGGAAUGGACUUCCUGAGCAAAUAUGGAGUAUUGAUAGACUAUCGAAAGAAGAAGGCCAGGUUAUCUACACAGCCUGAUGAUAAGUUCAGUGAAGGCAAUGAAAAUGAUAAGGAAGGGUUGUACAAGGUACAUAGCUAA
Molecule: messenger RNA, 1347 nt
Organism: Pistacia vera
Lineage: Eukaryota; Viridiplantae; Streptophyta; Magnoliopsida; Sapindales; Anacardiaceae
Exons: 2
Coding region: 1-1347 (448 amino acids)
Molecular function (GO): nucleic acid binding; zinc ion binding
Source: RefSeq, a predicted model, not a curated record